Laetiporus sulphureus 93-53 is the source of this 921-nucleotide messenger RNA. RefSeq lists its product as uncharacterized. The coding region runs from base 1 to 921 and encodes 306 amino acids. NCBI's taxonomy places the organism in Eukaryota, Fungi, Basidiomycota, Agaricomycetes, Polyporales, Laetiporaceae. The record is from RefSeq and is a predicted model, not a curated record. The transcript has 10 exons.
AUGGUCACUUCGGAAACAGUCUCGGAGUACGCAGAUAUUACGGUGAUCAAGUACCUCAAUGUCGCCGCCACUUGCUGCCUCGUUUAUGAUAUGCUCAUUCAUCUCGGCGACGAGAUCGAGUACAUCUGGAAAGCAUCGCAUUCAUGGAUGAAGUGGAUAUAUGCCUUCAUCAGGCACUUCCCAUACAUCGUUCCCAUAACAAUCAAUGUUUUUCUCCCUGGAUCAAGCAGCGGCAGUCGGCUGCACUCGAACCAAUGUCGAGGGUUCAUCACAUACCAAUUCAUCGCGAAUGAAGCGCUGACUGUAGCUGUCGAGGCUAUUCUGAUCGCACGAGUCUGCGCCAUGUUUAAUCGCAAUAAGCCAGUCGUCGGCCUCGUCAUUGCGCUUUUCGCUAUGGAAGUCGCUGCCAUGAUCACCGUCCUCGCGUUCAGCAUACCCAGAAUCCAGUUCAGCCCGACAUGCCUGAUCACACACACUCCGAGUAUCUUCACGUCCUACUGGCUGUGGUCUCUCGCGUUCGAGACCUUCCUCUUUGCUUUGACCUUGAUUAGGUUUUUCUCUGAUAUACGCCGAGGCCUGUCGGGAACCUCCGUGUUGUACAUCCUAGUUCGAGACGGGAUGUGGGCGUACGCUGUCAUCUUCGCUAUCAUGCUGCUGAACACGCUGUGCUACCAUCUCAUAGAUGGUUCCCUUGCGGGGCUUUGCUUUUGCUGGGAGUUUGCUAUAAUGUCCAUCGCGGGAUCCCACGUCUUGCUCAACUUGCGACGGUUCAGUCAUCGUUCGCAUGAAUCUGACGGGACGACGUUGAGGAUGGAGCUGCUCGGCAGUAUUGAAUUCGCCGGCCGCUCCAUGCCUGCUGAAGCUGAUGAUUGGAUGUCAGACACAGUGAUCACUAGCACUGCCGGGCAUGAUAUGACGUGA